Molecule: messenger RNA, 1707 nt
Organism: Zychaea mexicana
Lineage: Eukaryota; Fungi; Mucoromycota; Mucoromycetes; Mucorales; Lichtheimiaceae
Exons: 7
Coding region: 8-1450 (480 amino acids)
Source: RefSeq, a predicted model, not a curated record
CACUGAUAUGCGCGUACACGCUGGGAAAAGCUUGAAUUUUACGCCGCGCGAAGCGAGCGCGUUACAUGUUAAUUUUCUUCCUCUUUUGUCUCCUUCCGCAACUUGGACGCAUCACUCGUGCACAACUUCCAACAGAAUUAAAGUAAAAGAGGCGACAAUGAGCCAUCAAACGAACAGCAAAAGCGAAUUAAUCAAAUGGCUCGGUACGCGACCAUCAUUAUAUACUGUAAAAGACCAGUAUCUUAGUUUGGUCAUGAAUAUGGCUGAAGUGCUUGAAAAUGAAGAAAUUCAGUUGAAAUUGGUGAUCAUGGAGUUGACGGAUGGAGAUUAUUGGUUACCAGUGACAAUGCCUAAAGAAACAUUAGAAACUGCCCUCAAUAUCUCGUCAUCAACAAAGGAAGAGCUUGGUGAAAGACUGGAACCGCUUGCAAACACAAACUUAAUGAUAACCAAAUGGAUGGUGGGUGUUUACCGACGCGGUGAAGCACUGGCGCCCUACUUGCUCAUAAAUGAGCUCGUCUUCAACAAUACGUCUGCCGCCACUCCACGAACCCCUCGAGAAAUUUGCUACAAUCCGCGCGUCAAUAGCUGGUUAAUGGACGUACAGAAUCAGCUUUUAAACCUGACUUUUGACCUGAAUGACAAGGAUUGGGUGAUGCCUUUGUAUCCUAAGUCUAGAAUACCCGGCAUGACCCAAGAUGAAUUUUAUAAAUUCCAUCCAGCCGUAGAAGAACUUUUACUUUACCGAUACGGUGCACUUCCUUCAUUGGCAGAAAUUGAAGAGCAAAUAAGGCCGUUAAGCAAGACGUUCAAAAAAAGGCAUGCGAAUCGAGAAAGUGUUGGAAGAGACCCGCCAUCACGACCAGCAAAACAAGUCAAAACACAGCAUCAACAAAGCCUGCUAUCACAAUAUUGUCCCCCAUUGACACGGGGUGACGUCAAGGACAUUUUUGAUAGUUUCGACACGAUCGACGAUAGCGACUGCAUAAUUCCACCAGAUCAGCUGGCAAUCUUGGCUUCAUUCGAUGGGGCUAGUCCAAUUCUGCAAACAAUCAUCAAACAAGAAAAUGUGGCAACAGACGACAAUCCUAAUAAUCAUCAAGCAGUACUCCCGUAUUCUGUUGCAACAUCACAGAUACCUCCAAAUAAGCUACAUAACGACGACCAGCAACGGCGGUCAGAUAUUUCAGAUCAACAAGGAGUUGCAGCAGUAGCAGCUGGUGUCGUUCGCAGUGCCAGCAAUGUUGUUGAUGAUCGUCAGCAUCAAGGACUAGAUAUCACGGAGAGGAACGAGGGUGAACAAGACGAGAAUCAUGAUGAGGACGAAUACGAUGACGCAGAGGAGGGAGGCAUGGAUAAUAUGGAUCCUACUGAAUUUUGGGAAGCCCAGCACAUCUCCUAUGUAGACAUGGUUGAUGGUUUCAAAAGCAAAAUGUGCUUGUUGUUCUAAAAGACAGACCAUUAUGAUCAUUGUUUCUGUAUAUCUCAUCGUUACUACAUCCCGUCAUCUAUCACAUGUAAAUAUUAUUCAUCAGACCUUUUGUGGCCUUAUUCGUAAUCGCCUUGCUAAUACUAAAUACUACUGUCCACCGAGUCUUUGUACUAUCUUGUUGUUAUUGUUGAUUCUGCCCCAUUCCCAAUGAAAUGGUUGCAUACGAAGCAGUAAAAAAAGAGGGACCAACUACAAUUAUGUAGACAAUAUUUUCU